UUAACCAAAAUUUCCAACUGCAUAUACUUUUCUCUCAAUAAUGGGAAAUGUAAUACCUCUUUGUUGUCAACCAGAAUCAACUUCAUCUGUGAAGCUAAUAUUUGAUGAAGGUUCCACAAGAAUUCUCACCGGAGAAAUAAUGUUCGAGUUCCCGGAAUAUAUGGUUUGCCAUGCGGACUCAUUCUUUAUAGGCCACCAAAUCCCUGCACUCGCCAUUGAUGAUGAGCUCAUGAAAGGCCAAACCUACUUUGUUCUUCCAAUUGCUUGCUUCACUCGCAAUGUCCUAUCGACUUCUUGUUUGGCUGCCUUGGGAUCAAAGUACCCUAAACCUACUUCCAUUAAUUUUAAGGACUGUCCAUUUGAAUAUUUGAAGGGUUCAAGCGGAAGGGUUUUGAUCAAAGUCAUGCCUGAAUUCAUCACCGAACUCAUUACAAAAGAACAGGAAAUUGGCAAUGAAUUGAAUAAUCCUGUAGGGAAUAGCUUUUUAUGCAGUACCCCGGAAUUGCAGAAGCAUUAUAAUCAAUUGGUUGGGUGUAAUAAAGAUCAUGUAUGGUCACCCAAUCUUGAGACAAUUUCAGAGUACAAAAUCAGAUAUUCUCCGUGCAGAUUUAUGGGGUUGGAGUGGAAGCAGAAAGAGACUGAAAGUUAAUAUUCUAUGUGGAGUUCAUUUAUUUUUA
Olea europaea var. sylvestris is the source of this 677-nucleotide messenger RNA. RefSeq lists its product as uncharacterized. NCBI's taxonomy places the organism in Eukaryota, Viridiplantae, Streptophyta, Magnoliopsida, Lamiales, Oleaceae. The record is from RefSeq and is a predicted model, not a curated record. The transcript has a single exon. Bases 41 to 649 code for a protein of 202 amino acids.